AUGUCUAUACCAGUGCGAAGAACAGAUCUUCGGACCGAAACCACUUUUCUGGCCAGUAUUGCUCCGGCACAAGGCAGUGUCUGGAAGACAGCGUAUCUGGUUAUUCGUGACCAAAUCGCCUACCCCUUUUUCCAGGGCUUGCUGUGGGCGUUCGCCAAAGACUGGUUCGUUGUUGGCAAAGCGCUGGCGGCAACCAAGGGCCAUGUUGCCGGUGAGCAGAUACAGAAUUGGCUGUCUGUUUGGUGGAGGGCCAAUAUCCACCGGGAGCUGUGA
Wickerhamiella sorbophila is the source of this 273-nucleotide messenger RNA. RefSeq lists its product as hypothetical. Gene Ontology annotation, molecular function: mitochondrion autophagosome adaptor activity. Gene Ontology annotation, biological process: mitophagy. Lineage: Eukaryota; Fungi; Ascomycota; Dipodascomycetes; Dipodascales; Trichomonascaceae. The transcript has a single exon. Bases 1 to 273 code for a protein of 90 amino acids. The record is from RefSeq and is a predicted model, not a curated record.